AUGAACGGAAUGAAUUAAAGAACGGGUUUGAGCGGCGAAGAUGGAGUCUACUCAGCAUCUCGCCAGUGUUUCCUUCCUGCGUCCAAUACCAUGCCUGCCAGAGCGUGAUUGCUCCCAAAUAAGACCAUCAUUCUUACUUGUAUAGUUGAGUCGGAAGUGCCUCGAUGUUCCUGGUGACAAAGACGGGACGGUGAGCAAUUUCAGGGGCGUGGUCGCCAGGAUGGAUGCGGCCCGGGGUUCAGGUAUAGCAAUGGGAUACAAUUCCGCGGUUGAGAAGCUAAGAGAAAUCGAGUAUCCCAUGCUCAACGGUUCUGUUUAUCUCGACCAUGCCGGAACAACCUUGUAUCCCAAGUCCCUUGUGGACGAGUUUGCCGCCGAGAUGACAAGCAGUCUUCUCGGAAAUCCGCACUCGACAUCACCUUCGUCUCAACUGUCUACGGCUCGUAUUGAGGAUACUCGGCUGCGGGCCCUUCAGUUCUUUAAUGCUGACCCGGAAGACUUCGAUCUCGUCUUUGUGGCGAAUGCCACGGCUGGCAUCAAGCUCGUGACUGAGGCGUUGAGGGCUGUCCCUGGAGGUUUCGGAUAUGCGUACCAUCAGUCAGCUCACACAAGUCUGGUUGGCGUACGUGAAGAGGCUCGGACUAGCAUUUGCCUGGACGACGCCACGGUUGGGGAGUGGCUGGCUGGCCGGAGGCCCUUUCGGUCUGAGGCGGAGAGCAUUCCUACCACGCUUUUCGCAUACGCUGCGCAGUCGAAUAUGGAUGGUCGGAGAUAUCCAUUAGAUUGGCCGCAACGCCUCAGAAACCUCGAUUGGCCAUCCGACACCUCCUUUUUUACGAUCCUAGAUGCUGCUGCUCUCGCACCAGCCGCGCCCCUGGAUCUCAGCAACCCAGACGCAGCUGCAGACUUUACGGUGCUUAGCUUCUCGAAGAUAUUUGGGUUUCCAGACCUUGGGGCUUUGAUAGUGAGACGGCAGGCGUUUCCCAUCUUCGAUUCAAGGAAAUACUUCGGCGGCGGUACUGUAGAGACAGUGGUCACCAACAAAGAGCAAUGGCAUGCUCCCAAGACUCAUCGACUACACGAGCGCCUCGAAGACGGCACACUGCCUAUCCACAGCAUCAUGGCCCUGGAUAUAGCGAUGCGCACUCACCGGAGGUUAUUUGGUUCAAUGUUUGCCGUGGCAUCUCAUGUCUCAUACUUGACGCGGCGUCUACACGAAGGCCUCAAACAUCUGCGUCACCACAAUGGCGUCCCCGUGUGCCAAAUCUAUUCGCCGGAUCAAGGUUUGGAUGAGGCCCUCUCAUCUGGGCCCACCAUAGCAUUCAAUAUACGCAAUCAGGCCGGAGCUUGGAUCAGCCUCGCCGAGGUCGAAAAGUUGGCGGGCCUGAAGAAUUUCCAUAUUCGAACUGGAGGAGUGUGCAACCCCGGUGGGAUCGCUUCUGCUUUGGAUCUUGAACCUUGGGAAAUAAAAAGGAAUUUCUCUGCUGGUUUCCGUUGCGGAUCUGAAAACGACAUUAUUGCAGGCAAACCGAACGGUAUUAUAAGGGCUAGUCUUGGUGCAAUGAGCAUUAUUGCUGAUGUCGAUGCAUUUGUGGCAUUCAUCGCAGAGUUCUAUUGCGAGCAGACUUCACUUGAUGAGGUGCCGCGAGACACAAAGCCCUCCCGGACGGAGUCACAGCACGACCUGUUCGUUGCUGGCAUCACCGUAUAUCCUAUCAAAAGCUGCGGCGGAUUCAUCGUUCCGCCUAACACAGCCUGGGAAGUGCGACCUGAGGGCCUAUUGUGGGACCGCGAGUGGUGUCUGCUACAUAGAGGGUCCGGCCAAGCCUUGAGCCAAAAGCGUUACCCCAGAAUGGCCCUCGUCAAGCCAUUCCUGGACUUCGAGACCGGGCAGCUGCGUGUAACAUAUACUGAUAGGCUGUCAGAUCAGAGUCAGCCUCGAACAGUAUGCGUACCCUUGAGCUCCAACCCGGCCUUAUUCCAUAAAUCAUUGUCAACAGCAUCAUCAUCGCACCGGCCGCUUUUGUCCCGUGUAUGUGGCGAAGAAAUCAGCGCCAAAACUUACAUCUCGGAAGAGAUCAACAACUUCUUCUCUGAAGUGCUAGAUGUUCCGUGUGUAUUGGCGCGCUUUCCGCCGGGAGGACAGACUGCCAAUAAAAGCGCACGACAUUCGAAGGCGCACCUGCAAAAGCAUCAGAAGAAUCACGCUGGCCGGGACAAUAGUUAUGAAAGCAAUCAUCUGCCAACCAUACCAGCUAUCACUCCGCCCUCGCCUCCAGACUCCGACGCUGAGCAAAAUGAUAGGCGGAAGAUCUUGCUCUCAAACGAGUCGCCUAUUCUAGCCAUCAACACGGCCAGCUUGCGAGCUCUCAACAACGAAAUCGUUCAGAAUGGAGGCAACCCGGUUCCACCUUCGGUCUUUAGAGCAAAUAUCAUACUUGAUUCGCCCGGCAACACUAACGAUGGUCUCGAUCUUGCUUACGAGGAAGACAAUUGGUGCAAGAUCCAAAUAGGACAUCAAGACUUCAAGAUGCUUGGCUCAUGCCGCCGGUGCCACAUGGUUUGUAUCAACCAAGAUACCGCGGACAAGAGCCAAGAGCCUUUCGUCACGCUAUCGAAGACGAGGAGAUUCGAUGGCAAGAUUUUCUUCGGGACGCAUAUGUGCCACGUCCCUCAGAAAAGCCAGACGUUGGCGGCUUCGACCCGGGAGUCGCAACAUCCGACUGUGGCAGUAGGUGAUCGAGUGGUUGUGGAUUAAGCCGAGAGGCUCAUACAGCCAGAUAUAGAGAGCAAAACGCGCACUCCAACUUCACGAUUCUCAAUCAAGGUUAUAGGACCGUAUAGACGAUAGCAUACUUUGUGCCUGUUGACCCCCGACACCUUAUGCAUGCCGGGCUCAAGUGACAUUGGAGACUCACACCUGUCCUACUGCGGAAGCAUCAACUAGUGACCACUGCUGUCUAAGCUCACUCGCUCAUCGUCUAUUCGUAUUCAUCAAAGAGUUGUGGGCCAGGUGACCACCUUUCGCACCGUCACAUGUGCCAGCUGACGCUACUUUUGAAAGCCUUUAGUCUGUCAGUUGCUCGCGGAUCUCCAUGCUUCCUUCAAC
Messenger RNA from Diaporthe batatas, 3109 nucleotides. RefSeq lists its product as uncharacterized. The record is from RefSeq and is a predicted model, not a curated record. NCBI's taxonomy places the organism in Eukaryota, Fungi, Ascomycota, Sordariomycetes, Diaporthales, Diaporthaceae. Gene Ontology annotation, biological process: Mo-molybdopterin cofactor biosynthetic process. The transcript has 2 exons. Bases 221 to 2758 code for a protein of 845 amino acids. Gene Ontology annotation, molecular function: molybdenum ion binding; pyridoxal phosphate binding; molybdenum cofactor sulfurtransferase activity.